GCACGACGGGUGCUUGUCGAAUGGGGAAACACUAUACCUGUUACGGGGCUGGCUGUGACCGGUCAGCUGCGAAUCGUUGGUUUCUACCGACACCUCGGCACCGUUUUGCAAAGUGGAACUGCCCUUCGACGAGAUUUGGCAGCUAAGUAUGGCACAGCACAUCAGACCAUGACGAAGUUCAAGUCUCAGCUGUUCUGUAAUAAGCAGAUGCCUUUGCGCGUCAAGGUGCAAUACUUCCGGUCCUUGGUGCUCAGUGCUAUCUUUUACAACUCGGCAACCUGGAUGCUG
Molecule: messenger RNA, 288 nt
Organism: Durusdinium trenchii
Lineage: Eukaryota; Dinophyceae; Suessiales; Symbiodiniaceae
Source: the annotation of a GenBank genome assembly